Molecule: messenger RNA, 1652 nt
Organism: Mytilus trossulus (common blue mussel)
Lineage: Eukaryota; Metazoa; Mollusca; Bivalvia; Mytilida; Mytilidae
Product: DNA excision repair protein ERCC-1-like
Exons: 2
Coding region: 150-1241 (363 amino acids)
Biological process (GO): mitotic recombination; UV-damage excision repair; mitochondrial translation
Cellular component (GO): nucleotide-excision repair factor 1 complex; ribosome; mitochondrial large ribosomal subunit
Molecular function (GO): structural constituent of ribosome; RNA binding; single-stranded DNA binding
Source: RefSeq, a predicted model, not a curated record
GACAGAAAUAAAAUGAACCCGUUACAGUAACUUUAUGUUGAAAAAUGAAUGUACUUGGCAGAAACCUGCUAGCAAAACUUUGUCAGCAAUUUAAGGAAUCUUUCUCUGUAGUCGAAAGCUAAACCAGCACUGAGGAAGAGUCACCAAACAUGGCAGAAAAGAGAAGAUUCCACAUCCCAUCUGCUGCUGAAAUUGAAGACGGCAAGAAGAAUGUUGCAGAAAGCUUCAAGCCAACAAGCAUUUUCAAGACAUACCGUGAACAAAAAAAGAAUGAUCCUUCAGAUGAGAUUCAAAACAAGAAACCGAAACUACCUGAUGUUUCAAUUAAGAAAAAUUCAGCAACUGCAGAAGUUUCGUCCCGUCAAAGUAGUCUUGGGAACCUUCAAACAGUCAAAUCCUCAAACUCAGGUUCAAGAUCUACAACUUCAAUUGAUCAAUUUGUAAAACCUUCAGAUUCAAGAAGUACUUUCAUAAAACCAUCCACAUCAAAAGACAAUGCCCCAAAAAUUAACACAUUUGCCAAGAAUUUGAAGAAAGAAGAUAUUACGCCAGGAAAUGAUUCAGUUGCUAUGACAAAUUUAACAGAAGAAAAUGCCCCAAAACUUGCAAUUCCAGGGAAAACAAGUUCACUCUUGGUUCACCAAAGGCAAAGGGGAAAUCCAAUUUUGAAGUUUGUACGCAAUGUUCCUUGGGAAUUUGGGGAUAUAGUUCCAGACUAUGUCAUGGGGCAGACAACUUGUGCUUUAUAUCUCAGCUUACGUUACCACCAGCUAAAUCCAAACUAUAUACAUGACAGAUUAAAACAGCUUGGAAGAAGUUAUGAGUUACGAGUGAUGUUGGUACAAAUUGAUAUUAAAGAGCCUCACCACUUGCUUAGAGAACUUGCUAAAAUAUGUAUUUUAGCUGACUGUACACUCAUUUUAGCUUUCUCAACGGAAGAAGCAGGGCGUUAUUUGGAAUCUUAUAAAGUAUAUGAAAACAAACCUCCUGAUGCCAUCAUGGAGAAAACAGAUCAAGACUUUAUGGCUAAAAUGACAGAUUGUUUGACUAAUAUCAAAUCAGUGAACAAAACUGAUGUGGCCACUCUUAUUUCCACAUUUGGAUCUUUGAAAGACAUAGCAGAAGCAAGUCAGGAAGACUUAUCAUUCUGUCCAGGUUUUGGACCACAGAAAGCAAAGAGAGUUCAUGAUUUGUUUAAAGAACCAUUCCUACGAGCAAAUAAGAAUAAGGAUCAGAAAUGAGAAAUGAAUAUGUUCAUAUAAGAUAUCAUGUUUACAUUGCAGUUUCAAAUUUUCAACUCUAUCUCAUAACUUAUGUGUUUUUAAAAGGUUCAGCAGAAAAUGUAACCAUUUAUAAAUGUAUAUAAAAAGAUGACGCCUCUAUUUAAAUUAAUGAUCAUAGUAAAAUAAUAUAAGACUAAGCAUAAUGUAGACUUUGAGUGUGAAUUUUUUUUCUCUGUAAAUGAUGGUCAUAUCAUGGUGUGUAUAAUGUAAUUUAAUUUUCAGAAAUUGUUAAGGCUUGAAACAUUUACACUAUUAACAUGAUUAAGUUAAACUUCUUUUCAUUUAAAUUUUCUUUUUAAUAAGUCAUGUAUGUAUACAAAUUCAGAUAUAAAAUCAGAAAACAAUAUAUUUCUCUUGGGCUUUUGUGUU